AUGCCCCCCCCCCCCUCCUCCUUUCUCUCUCUCUCCUCCUCUAGUCCCCCCCCCCCUCCCUGUCAGAGUGAUGUAGGAGCCCAAGAAUGGGGAAACACCUUCCAAGGAGAAAACACACAUGCACUUUCAUAACACACACACACACACACACACACACACACACACACACAGCUCCUGACUGAGUGCUGCGGGGGUCAGAAAACAGCACAUGUUGCUUUGGACCGACUUGCACUCAACUUUUUCCCAAAGGCAAGCUCUCCCUCAUUUUAUUGUGGCUGUUCAGUUCACGUGCCAAAUCGUCUGCGUCGAAGGAGGCCCAUCAAGCGUCCCUCAUCACCUGACCUAACAUGGGAUGAACCCCUGACCACAAGGCCUCAAGCUGUGCCCCCGUGUAUCCUGACUGCGAGCGCCACCACAUCCACGACCUCUAACCCCGAGGGGCCGCGUGGGGGGCGGCCGGGGUGGGUGGAGGGGGGGUGCGGUAGCCGCAGUUUUGACAACAAUGCGCUGCACCACCCUCCUGGCCCUCUUGUUCGGGGUCUUGCUGUACCUGGGCAUGGGAGCGUUGGUCUUCCAGACUCUGGAGGCUUCCGAGGAGAGCGUCAAGUUCCAGGAGCUGCUGGAUGCCAAAAACAACUUUCUGAAUGAUCACUUCUGCGUCAGCGAGCGGGACUUCUACGAGCUGGUGAAGGGAGUUGCGUCCGCCGUGGAAGCCGGCCUGGAGGUCAGCAACCUCUCCACCAACUUCACCAGCCGAUGGGACGUCGCCUCGACCUUCUUCUUCUGCGGCGCCAUCAUCACCACCAUAGGCUUUGGUAACCUGUCUCCUCGGACGUGGUACGGUCAGCUGUUCUGCGUGUGCUACGCCCUGGUCGGCAUCCCCAUGUUCGGGAUCCUGCUGGCCGGAGUGGGCGACCACAUGGGCACCGUGCUGCGCAGGGCGGUGGCCAAGAUUGAGACCCUCUUCCUGAAACGUAAAGUGCGACCCACCACCGUGCGAGUGAUCUCCGCCGUCCUCUCCAUCCUCAUCGGGUGCCUCAUCUUCCUCGCCGUGCCCACGGUUGUCUUCCAGAAAUCCGAGGACUGGUCCUUCCUGGAGUCGCUCUACUUUGUUGUCAUCACGCUCACCACAGUGGGCUUCGGAGACUACGUACCAGAUGGGAGUCAUGCGGGCGGGUUCUUCUUCAAACCCCUGGUGUGGUUGUGGAUCAUGUUUGGUUUGGCCUACUUUGCCUCCAUCCUCACCAUGAUCGGCAACUGGCUGCGUGUGCUGUCCAAGAGGACGCGCGCCGAGAUGGAGGAGUUGCGGGCCCACGCCACAGACUGGACCCAGCACAUGUCCAAGGACUUCCGGAUCCCCAACCCGCUGGAGUUCAACGACCCCUUCCUGCUGCAACGCCGCCGCUGGAAGCGUAGCGAGCGCCGUCGCAUCCGCCGCGGAGCCCAGGGCACGUUGGGACACUGGGUCCGAUCCGGCUCCGAGAACGGACGCCUUCCCAACCACUGGGCCGGCCUCUCCGGAUCCAUGAGCCGCCUGGAGGUGCUCAGCUCCUCCCUGGAGAGGAUGAUGAUGUCCAAAUCUCGUGUGAGGGUCGUCGGCGCCGGAGUCGGCGGCACGAUUCCGAGAGCGAAGCCCGCCGAGCCCUGUGCCGGUUUGCGGCGGGAAGCCGGGCGGCGCUCCUUACCUCACCUGCUCAUGCGCUCCUUCUCCGUGCCCGUCGCUCGCUCCGCCUCCGAGCUGGACUCUCCUGAAGCGGCCGCGCAGGAAGAAGGCUCACUCUCGGGAUCCGAGUCCGACAUCUCGUCGGCGUCUUCGUCUUUCUCGGUUCUCCGGCGGUUCCAGGCAUGUCACGCGGCAUGCGGCCUUGAAGAUGGAGGAGAAAAUAACCAUCCCGACUCCCUGAUUGCUCCUCUUCCUCCUUACUCUCCCAACGUAGUCGUCGACAACGACGACGAUCCCUCAACUGCGUGUCAGCUGCUAGACUUCUUCGGGGAGAACCUGGCGUACAUCGACGAGUCCUCCGACACGCUGAGCGAGCACGCCUGGACGGUGGGCGGCGAGGACAGGAGGAGCCGAACCCGUAAGCCCAAGAAGAGAAGCAUGAGGAGGCGGCUGUCACGCAGGUGGAGCCCCCUCCAGGCGAGGAGGCCCAGCGGCCUGACGCCGCAGACGCCGCAGCCGCCGCAGACGCCGCCGCAGACGUCGCCGCAGACGACGCUGCCGCCGACGCCGCAGACGACGCUGCCGCCGACGCCGCAGACGCCGGCGCAGACGCCGGCGCAGACGCCGCCGCAGACGCCGCCGCAGACGCCGCCGCCGCAGACGCAGACGCCGCCGCAGACGCCGCCGCAGACGCCGCCGCAGACGCAGACGCCGCAGACGCAGACGCCGCAGACGACGCCGCCGCAGACGACGCCGCCGCAGACGCCGCCGCAGACGACGCCGCCGCAGACGCCGCCGCAGACGCAGACGCCGCCGCAGACGACGCCGCCGCAGACGCCGCCGCAGACGUCGCCGCAGACGCCGCCGCCGCCGCAGACGCUGCAGACGACGCCGCAGACGUCGCCACAGACGCCGCCGACGCCGCCGACACCGCCGACGCCGCCGCCUCCUCCCGUCUCGUCUCUUUCAGACCUGACUCGCUCCGAGAACCACACCCACCCGCUUCCCACACUAUGA
This is a messenger RNA of Doryrhamphus excisus (bluestripe pipefish), 2680 nucleotides long. RefSeq names its product potassium channel, subfamily K, member 4a (gene kcnk4a). Gene Ontology annotation, cellular component: plasma membrane. The record is from RefSeq and is a predicted model, not a curated record. Lineage: Eukaryota; Metazoa; Chordata; Actinopteri; Syngnathiformes; Syngnathidae. Gene Ontology annotation, molecular function: potassium ion leak channel activity; outward rectifier potassium channel activity. Gene Ontology annotation, biological process: potassium ion transmembrane transport; stabilization of membrane potential.